CCAACUUGCAGAGCAGCAGCAGUGGUGAAGUUUGCAGAGGAAAACUCAGACUUCGUAAACAGUUGAGAAGCUCACCAAACAUUAAAGUGACACAGGCCAAAGGCAGGCAGCCACUAUGGAGGAUUUAGACGCGUUGCUGGCGGACCUGGAAUCAACUACGUCCCAUAUCUCAAAGCGUCCCGUGUUCUUGCCCGAGGAGACGCCCUAUUCCAUCCCCACCGGAGGACAUUCCUACCAGGAUGUGUCGGUUCCACCUCCAGUCCCUCCUCCACCCUCAGCAGAGGCUCUGAACGGGUCCCUGAUAGAUCAGCCAGACUCUCACCACUCCUCUCAGCAGUCGUUAGGUUCAGCCCAGAAGAGCUCAUGGUCGAGGGACAGUAGCAGCUCUCCGUUGUCUCACAUUGAAGAGGACCACGUCUACAGUUUCCCAAACAAACAGAAGUCAGACACGUCAACAGCAGCCAUGACCUCUGCCAUGGGCAGUAACCUCUCAGAGCUCGACAGGCUGCUGCUGGAACUCAACGCGGUGCAACAGAGCUCCCCUUCAUUCCCCACCACAGAGGAGGCAGCUCCACCCUUACCAUCCUGCAGCAUCACCCACUAUGAGAACGGCAGCGCGCCUGACAUCAUGGUGAGCCCCCCCCCUCAGGAGAAACCCAAGAGGAACGGAACAAGACUGGAUGAGCCCCGACCCACCGUGGAGAGUCUGCUGGACGAGCUGGAGGGCUCAGUGCCUUCACCCAGCCCCUCUGCUCGCCACAGUGAUUUGGACACAGCCUCUCAGCAGCAAGCCAGAAUCUCAGCUUCCUGUGCCACAAGAGAGCUAGACGAGCUGAUGGCCUCUUUGUCUGACUUCAAGAUUAUGGCUCAGGGGAAGGGUGGUGUUCCUGGUGGGCCUCCGACACAGGUCAACAAGCUGGACAACAUGCUCGGUAGCCUUCAGUCUGACCUCAACAAACUGGGUGUGCAGACGGUUGCUAAAGGAGUUUGCGGCGCCUGCUGUAAACCAAUUGUGGGACAGGUGGUGACCGCCAUGGGCCGCACAUGGCACCCUGAACACUUUGUGUGCACACACUGUCAAGAGGAGAUUGGCUCCAGGAACUUCUUUGAGCGUGAGGGACAGCCGUACUGUGAGACGGAUUACCACAACCUGUUCUCCCCGCGCUGCCACUACUGCAAUGGGCCCAUACUGGAUAAAGUUGUGACAGCGCUGGACAGGACAUGGCAUCCUGAACACUUCUUCUGCGCUCAGUGUGGAUCCUUCUUCGGCCCAGAGGGCUUUCAUGAAAAGGAUGGAAAAGCCUUUUGCAGGAAGGAUUACUUUGACAUGUUUGCACCAAAAUGUGGCGGCUGUGCCAGAGCCAUUUUGGAGAACUACAUCUCAGCGCUGAACAGCCUCUGGCAUCCUGAGUGUUUUGUUUGCAGGGAGUGCUUCACCCCAUUUGUGAAUGGAAGUUUCUUUGAGCACGAUGGCCAGCCCUACUGUGAAGUGCACUACCACGAGCGCCGCGGCUCCCUCUGCUCUGGCUGUCAAAAGCCCAUCACAGGACGCUGCAUCACAGCCAUGACCAAGAAGUUCCACCCGGAGCACUUUGUCUGCGCCUUCUGCCUGAAACAACUGAACAAAGGCACCUUUAAAGAACAGAACGACAAACCCUACUGCCAUGGCUGCUUCGUCAAGCUGUUCAGUUAGAGAGUCAGGGAGGGCAUUCACAGGUAUGGGUCGGAGCUUAGAUACACACAGGUAGGGUGGGGAUCAGAUUCACUGUGCUUGUAUCAAAGAGGGUUGUCUGUAUUCUGAUGGUGACAUUGGAAGUGUGUAUGGAUUGGGUAUGUGCAUGUGGUUGAAGCAGCAUACUGUUUCUGCCAGACUAAAAUACUUUUAAUAAGUAAUGUGUUACAGCUUGGCAUUUUUGAAGCUCUUACAGGUUUUGAGUGUGUGACAGAGAUAUACUCAAAAGGUGACAAGAGUUUUUCAAGUCAACACAGACAUGCACACGUUUUUAUUCUUAAUCCUCUGAAAUGUGUUGGAUAUUUUCAUCAGGCAAAGAGCUGUCCUUUUCUGUAUUUCUGCCAUAAUUGUGUUUCCAAAUCUUUUUAGUUUUUAACGUGUUAGAUGGUGGUGAAAUUUUACAGAACACUGUAGAAAUCCACAAAAUACUCUGUUUGACAUUGUUGCUCACUGGUUGAGAGUGUCAUUUUAGAAACCAUAAAAAAACUGUAGUAGCGAGAAGGUGACUGUUUAUCAUUAUGAACUGUUUUUACAACAGAGGAGGGUAGAAGGUUUUUUUCCCCAGAGAAUAGAUGGAUAAAUCCAUAACAUCACUGUAGCAUUGACUGGAAAUGAGCAUUCAAAAUAAUUUGGAUGUGUGAAAUGGAUUGUUGUGUCUUUACACUUCUACAGACACAAGAAAGCGCUCAUAUAUUAUGUUUUUUUUUAUUGUGGAUACCAGCCUUUACAAAGAUUCUACUUUUUAUUAAUCAAUUUUACACUUUUUCCAAAAUCAGUGUCAAGCACACCUUUUUUUUAGCCAAAGGCAAAUGAUGAAUAUUUUCACAGAGAUCAUUAAUGAAGAAAUUCAAUAUGUAGCCAUCCACAGUUACAUGUGUGAACAAACCUCUGAUUCUGUGGUGCCAAAUCAUUCCUUGUAUUUUCACAGAAGAAAAGAGAAAAUCUGAAGACAGAUUCUUGUGAAGACAGUGAAGUGGAAUCACACAUACUGGGAGUAUAUUGUGUAUUUCUUACACUAUCAUAACUGUUUCUGCGUACAUCCUGAGAAGUUUUUUGUAAAUAUCCAAUGCAGCUACAUGUGAGGAAAGCGCUGGCAUGCUUGGUAUGUACAUGUGUUUGAUAACCACUCAUUCAAAGGGGGAGAGGACUGGUACGAAGGCAAAGCAAAGAUAUUUUGAUAUUUUUGGUGACAUUACUGUAUUGAGAAGCUGAUGAAUGCUCACUAUUUUGAAAGAAGUACAUAAUUCAAGAAUAUUUGCCUGUGAUAUUCCAAUGACUAUGCAACUGUGGUUUAACAACUUUGUAUUUCAGCAUCAGCGUGUAUUUCAGAAGUAACAGGCUGCCUGUGCCAUUGUAUCAUUACCAUGUCUAAUAACACUGGCAAACAGAUCAAUAGUCCACAGUUAUGUUUUCAUAUUAUUAGUCUGUGAGUCCACUGAGAAAUAUAAAAAAUAAGAGCCUGGUGGUCUGUUGAUGACUCAUUUCCCUCAGCAUCUGAGUAGCAUCUACUGUAUGAGCACCAGGCUGGGUCUGUACAUGUAGUCAUGACAUGCAGAAGAUGUAUCGGGCCUUUUGUCUUGUUCAGGGAAUAAUAGAGCCUUAAAUCUUUUCUCACUCUAUUUAAGGUAUCAUGUAACAGUUGUCUUUUUCGAAUCGGUUUAGUAGAAUGUUAUUUAACCAAAGCCAUACCUUUGAAUUUAUUUUUGUGUCAAUUCACUUUUUUUUCCUUUCACUCUGAAUGUCAGUAGUUAUGAAUAGUGAGAUUCCUCACCUCUGGUCUGAUUACGCAAAUAAAUUCUGUUUUGGUAUUAAAAUGG
Centropristis striata (black sea bass) is the source of this 3549-nucleotide messenger RNA. RefSeq names its product paxillin-like. The record is from RefSeq and is a predicted model, not a curated record. Bases 116 to 1693 code for a protein of 525 amino acids. The transcript has 11 exons. Gene Ontology annotation, biological process: substrate adhesion-dependent cell spreading; transforming growth factor beta receptor signaling pathway; endothelial cell migration. Lineage: Eukaryota; Metazoa; Chordata; Actinopteri; Perciformes; Serranidae.